Molecule: messenger RNA, 888 nt
Organism: Diplodia corticola
Lineage: Eukaryota; Fungi; Ascomycota; Dothideomycetes; Botryosphaeriales; Botryosphaeriaceae
Product: yip1 domain-containing protein
Exons: 3
Coding region: 1-888 (295 amino acids)
Biological process (GO): endoplasmic reticulum to Golgi vesicle-mediated transport
Cellular component (GO): membrane; trans-Golgi network
Source: RefSeq, a predicted model, not a curated record
AUGGCCGGAAUGAUGCCUAGCACUCAGUCGAGCAACCCUUACGACGACGACGCCAUGGAGCGCGACCACAUGAUUGAUCCCGAUGAUGCUACUCUCGACGACCUCGAUGACCCCCUUCAGUCCACCUCCGACCGCGCCCCGCUCACCGGCAAUAUCCAAUCGCAAGGGUCGGGCGGCCGCGACACCCAGAACUAUCUGACCUCCUCCAUCCCCGGCGAGGAUCGCCGUGCGCCAACAAACACAAUUGACGAGACCGUGUGGGAGACGCUGUCGAGAGACUUGUUUGCUAUAUGGGAGAAAAUGCGCCAGGUUCUGUGGCCCAAAUACCUGCUGGGCGGCAUGCUUCAACGCGGGGGUGGCAUGGGUGCCGAAGAGCGCGGCGAGGCCGACCAGGCAGGUAUCAGGAACCUCGUGGGUCGCUGGCCGGACGCGGAUGCGGUCCUCCACGGAAGCAUGAGUGAGGGACUGCGCAACUGGGAUCUCUGGGGCCCGUUGAUCUUCUGCCUUCUCUUGAGCUUCUUCCUCUCGCGACCGGCCCGCGACGAGCAGAAGUCGCUUGUCUUCUCGGGUGUCUUUGCUAUGGUCUGGAUCGGCGAGGCCAUGGUCACGUUGCAAAUCAAGCUCUUGGGUGGCAGCAUAUCGUUCCUCCAGUCCGUCUGCAUCAUUGGCUACACCCUCUUUCCACUUGUCAUUGCGUCUAUUCUCAGCGCUGUCGGUAUCCACACGAUAAUCCGUGUACCAGUCUACAUCGCCUUGGUUGCCUGGUCACUCGCCGCAGGCAUCAGUAUUCUUGGUGGAUCCGGAGUGGUGCGCAACCGGGUUGGCAUUGCGGUUUACCCGCUGUUCGUUUUCUACGUGAGCUUGGGUUGCCUGUGCUUCAUUAGCUAG